AUGGCACCUUUAAUGUAUUCCCAUUGGAAUAAUACAUUUUUUAAAGACUGUAAUAUUGUAGAUGAUUAUGUCAUUGAAAAAGAAAAAUGGGUAGAAAUUGGAAAAAAGCUAAAAUUAUCCAGAAUGGAAAUGCCUUCAAGUAUUGGUAGACCACCAAGGGAUAUAUAUAAAUACAAUGCUGGAUUUAAAGCAGUUUAUCAUAUAAAAGGUUGGAAUAACUUUGUAAAAUCUGUGAAAAUUUGCACUAAACAUGUAAUCACAAAGGAUGAUUUGGAAGAUUUAAAAGUUUCAUUGAAGAAUUUUUAUAAAUAUUAUGAAAAAGAAUAUUAUAGAAAUGAUCCAACUAGAUUGUCUGCUUGUAGAAUGUGUUUACACUAUUUAUUACAUGUUGCUGGAUGUAUUGAAUAUUUAGUAUUUAUUCAAUUAACUUCAAGAUUGAUUGAAGAUACAAAUCUUGAAAUCAAAUAUUUUACCAAAUUCACAACUUAUGAAUUUAUUGAUGUGCGCUUAAUUGAUCAUUGCAUAGGAUUAUUUAAAUUGGGAUCCAAGUAUUAUAUCAUUGAUAAAGAGAAUAAUGUUGAGGAAGAAUGGGAUGACAUUUGA
This is a messenger RNA of Entrophospora candida, 603 nucleotides long. The record is from the annotation of a GenBank genome assembly. Lineage: Eukaryota; Fungi; Glomeromycota; Glomeromycetes; Entrophosporales; Entrophosporaceae.